GAUGUCUAUAGUUACGGUGUGGGUUUACUCGAGCUUCUCACUGGUAGAAGACCGGUAGACAUGUCUCAACCUUCAGGAGAAGAAAACCUUGUGACAUGGCAAGACCCGUACUAGCCAACAGAGGGCCUGGAGCAACUGGUGGACCCUGCAUCGGCUGGAACCUACAACUUUGAUGACAUGGCGAAAGUGGCUGCGAAUGGCUCCAUGUGCGAAUGGCAAAAGGUCUCACACAGACCAUUCAUGGGUGAAGUUGUGCAGGCAUUGAAACUUAUAUACAAUGAUGCAGAUGAGACCUGUGGUGACUAUUACGGCCAAAAUGACUCAUACCAGACUCUGCAGACUUCAAAGGCGAUCUGGCUCCAUCGAUAGCAACUUGUGGAAUUUGACACCUCGGUUAAGGUAUGGUCAAGCUUCGUCGUUCAUAAACAUGGAAUAUAGCUCAGGACCGCUAGAGGACAUGGAGAACCGGCCUCACUCUGCCUCUAGUAUUCCAAGAGAAGGAUCACCAGACUCGCGUACGAUUUGCAGUGUUCCCUCUACUACUGCCAGUCCUGGAGAAGGCAUUGCAGAGACUCCCUCUAAUCCACAGUCAAAGGAUCACAGAGACAAGGACAAGGAAGCGGAUCACAGAGACAAGGACAAGGAAGGGGAUCACGGAGACAAGGACGAGGAAGAGGAAUCACAGAGACGAGGAAAAGCAAGGGGAAUCACAUAGACAAGGAGAAGGAAGAAGGAUCACAGAGAGAAGGUGAAGGACAUGGAUUUCAAGGUUCGAAUGUUCAAAUCUAAGUUGGCAGUUUGUUCUAUGAAUGUCUGAACAAUUUGUGUUUAUAUAUGUUACGUUUUGAAUGUCUCAAUUAGCUUGUUGCUUUACUGUUCAACAUUCAUGGCAGCAACAAGCCAUGCUUCCUCCCGGUCUGUGUCUGUGUGUUAUGUAUAUUCUGAUUGUGUAUAUACACGGAUGCUUUAUAACAUCCCACUGUUGUGAUGGGGAGAAUGUUGG
Messenger RNA from Camelina sativa (false flax), 1003 nucleotides. RefSeq lists its product as uncharacterized. The record is from RefSeq and is a predicted model, not a curated record. NCBI's taxonomy places the organism in Eukaryota, Viridiplantae, Streptophyta, Magnoliopsida, Brassicales, Brassicaceae.